Messenger RNA from Lycium ferocissimum, 1256 nucleotides. Its product is annotated as aquaporin PIP1-2. Gene Ontology annotation, cellular component: plasma membrane; plasmodesma; vacuole. Gene Ontology annotation, molecular function: water channel activity. Gene Ontology annotation, biological process: response to water deprivation; transmembrane transport. The transcript is spliced from 4 exons. The record is from RefSeq and is a predicted model, not a curated record. Lineage: Eukaryota; Viridiplantae; Streptophyta; Magnoliopsida; Solanales; Solanaceae. Bases 140 to 1000 code for a protein of 286 amino acids.
UUAAUGCUCAUCACCGGGGGCCCUUUAGCCUACCCAACACUGCAUAUAUAAACCAGGCCCCUUCAUUCAUUCACUCAUUCCCAUCAAUUGUAAACAAAAAUAGGUAAUUGCUAAUACUUCUUGUUGAUCAUUAAUUCAAAUGGAGCAUAGAGAAGAAGAUGUUAGAGUGGGUGCUAACAAAUACUCAGAUAGGCAAGCAAUUGGUAUAGCAGCACAAACUCAAGACAAGGAUUACAAGGAACCACCACCAGCUCCCCUGUUUGAGCCAGGGGAGUUGAUGUCAUGGUCCUUUUAUCGUGCUGGCAUUGCUGAGUUUGUGGCAACUUUCCUUUUCCUUUAUAUCACUGUUUUAACUGUCAUGGGUGUGUCCAAAUCCGAAUCCAAAUGUUCAACUGUUGGAAUUCAAGGCAUUGCUUGGGCUUUUGGUGGCAUGAUCUUUGCCUUAGUCUAUUGUACUGCCGGCAUUUCUGGUGGACACAUUAACCCGGCAGUGACAUUCGGGUUGUUCUUGGCGCGAAAAUUGUCGUUGACAAGGGCAGUGUUCUACAUGGUGAUGCAAUGCCUUGGAGCCAUCUGUGGUGCUGGUGUUGUCAAAGGUUUCGGGAAGGCACUUUACGAAACUCAGGGUGGUGGAGCCAAUGUUGUAGCUCUUGGUUACACCAAGGGAUCAGGCUUGGGUGCUGAAAUAAUCGGCACCUUUGUUCUUGUCUACACUGUUUUCUCUGCCACUGAUGUUAAACGUAGUGCCCGAGAUUCUCAUGUCCCUAUGUUGGCACCAUUGCCUAUUGGAUUUGCGGUGUUCCUAGUGCACUUGGCUACAAUUCCCAUCACUGGAACUGGUAUUAACCCAGCUAGGAGUCUUGGAGCAGCCAUCAUCUAUAACAAGGAACCCGCAUGGAAUGACCACUGGAUAUUCUGGGUUGGACCAUUCAUUGGGGCAGCUCUAGCAGCUAUAUACCACCAAGUUGUAAUCAGGGCAAUGCCAUUCAAGUCCAAGUGAAGUUUCUGAAUUGAGUCAUUUUGAUCACACAAUUUCUCAAGCUUAUUGUUUGGUGGCCGUUGUAAUCAUGAAGAUCAAAAAGCCUCAAAUCUACCCAUUUUCCUUUGUUUCCUUUUUGUCUUUUGUUUUAUGUAUUUACAAGUUAUGUAAGUAGGGGAAUGUAUGUGAUUGCAGCAUAUGGACUUUUGCUUUUCAUUCAAAGUCCAUAAAAAAACUUGCCGAUGGGCCCAAUAAAAAGUGCGUUGGCUUUUGCUCA